Molecule: messenger RNA, 3824 nt
Organism: Callorhinchus milii (elephant shark)
Lineage: Eukaryota; Metazoa; Chordata; Chondrichthyes; Chimaeriformes; Callorhinchidae
Product: protogenin
Exons: 20
Coding region: 41-3682 (1213 amino acids)
Biological process (GO): axon guidance; cell-cell adhesion
Cellular component (GO): plasma membrane; axon
Molecular function (GO): protein binding
Source: RefSeq, a predicted model, not a curated record
GGGGGGUCCUGUGGUAUGAGAGGAAGACAUUGUGGAUUAAAUGGCGACUCGUAAAGAAGGAGCGUGCGGUGGGGUCGGGUUGGGACUGGUGGCUUUGCUGCUUCCUAUUUCAGGAGUUUGGUGCUUUACUGAACUGUUUUUCGCACGUGAACCCCAGGAUGUCAUUGCUGUCCGGAAAGAUCCUGUGGUUCUUGAUUGCCAGGCUAAUGGAGAGCUUCCCAUCACCAUUGUAUGGAUGAAAAAUGGAGUGAGAUUAGUGGACAGUGAGCGGAUAUACAAGUUAUCAAAUGGGUCUCUCUAUAUCACUGAGGUUGAACAUCGGAGAGGAGAGCGAUCGGACGAAGGCCACUAUGAAUGUUUGGCAGAGAACAGUUAUGGAGCCAUUCUCAGCCAGAAAUCCCAUCUUUCUGUUGCCAGUAUGACUCCAUUUGAGGUGCAACCAACCAAUACAGUGGCCAGCAAAGGGGAGGUAGCACGAUUUGUUUGCAAGAUACAUGCCAAUCCUCCGCCCAUCAUAACCUGGGAAUUCAACCGGACGACACUGCCACUGGUGACGGACAGGAUAACUGUUCUGCCGACUGGAGUCCUUCAGAUAUACGGGGUCAAGGAAGCAGAUGCUGGGCAUUAUCGCUGUGUUGCAACUAACAUUGCAAAUAGACGCAGGAGUGUGGAGGCUGGUUUAACCGUUAUACCAGCUCUGGCAGCAAAAACCUUUCAGAAACCAAUGAUUAUAGCGGGUCCUCAAAACAUCACUGUGCCGGCUCACCAAACGGCAAUUCUCGAAUGUGUCGCCAUUGGUUCCCCGAAGCCCCUCGUAUCUUGGAGUCGUUUAGACCACAAGUCCAUUGACGUCUUUAACACACGAGUUCUAGGGAAUGGGAAUCUGAUGAUAUCGGAUGUGAAGGUGCAGCACGCUGGAGUGUACGUCUGUCGGGCAACCACCCCAGGAACACGUAACUACACUGUAGCCGCUGCUCUGCUCACUGUGUUAGCUCCUCCAGCUUUUGUUGAGUGGCCCGAGAGCCUGACCAGACCUCGGGCUGGGACAGCCAGGUUUAUGUGCCAGGCAGAAGGUAUUCCCACACCGAAAAUCAGCUGGUUGAAGAACGGAGAAAAGAUUCAUUCCAAUGGACGGAUCAAAGUCCAAUACAGCAGCAAAUUGGUGAUCAAUCAAAUCAUUCCUGAAGAUGAUGCCAUUUACCAGUGCUUGGCCGAGAACCCACAGGGCUCUGUCCUUUCGGUGGCCAGAUUGAUCGUCAUCAUGUCCGAGGACAGGCCCAGCGCACCUCGGAAUAUCCGGGCAGAGACCGUGUCCAGUUCGGGGAUUCUUCUGUCCUGGGAACGGCCCAUGUACAACUCGGAUAAAGUCAUUGCAUACUCAGUGCAUUACAUGAAGGCAGAAGGUUUAAAUAAUGAGGAAUAUCAAGUGGUCAUUGGGAAUGACACAACUCGUUACAUUAUUGAUGACUUAGAGCCGGCCAGCAAUUAUACAUUUUACAUUGUAGCAUACAUGCCCAUGGGAGCCAGUCGCAUGUCGGAGCUUGUCACUCAACACACUCUGGAAGAUGUCCCUCUGAGAGUACCGGAGAUCAGCUUGACCAGCCGCAGUCCCACCGACCUCCUGAUCUCUUGGCUCCCAAUUCCGACCAAGUUCAGGAGAGGGCAUAUUGUUGCCUACCGCGUUUACUACCGUAAGAGCACAGAGAGCGAUGUCCAUUUCCUGGAGCUCCCUGGGAACACUCUCGAGCAUCUACUUGAAAGUGUCGAUCCUGACAGCAUUUACCUCGUCCGGAUCUCUGCAGCAACGAGUGUGGGAUGGGGAGAUUCUUCGGUCUGGACAUCUCACAGAACCCCAAAGUCCACCAGUGUCGAAGUCCCCCUGGCUCCAGAGUUACAGUUGGAGCCUUCGAACUGCACAACCAUCACAGUGAGGUGGAAGAAGGCGGAGGAGAACAGCGUGAAGAUCCAGGGAUACAGGCUCUUCUAUAGGGAAGAAAGCCAACAGGAAACUGGGCCAAUUUCACUGGGCAUGCAAGAUUCCCAUUAUACCAUCAGUGGGCUAGAUCCUCGACGGAAAUACCACAUGAGGUUGCUUGCGUACAAUUAUAUGGGUGAAGGGUACCAGGCAGAUCAGACUGUGAGCACCCCUGGAUGUGUGUCUGUUCGAGACCGCAUGGUUCCUCCCCCACCUCCGCCUCAUCACCUGUACGCAAAAACCAACAGUUCGUCUGCCAUCUUCCUGCACUGGGGGAAGCCCGCCUUCACCGCCGCUCCAGUCAUCAACUACACUGUCCGCUGCAACCCGGUGGGGCUGCAGAACGCAUCACUGGUCAUGUACCUUCAGACGUCUGAAACGCACCUGCUUGUCCGAGGUCUGCAACCAUUGACUAAGUACGAGUUUGCGGUCCGUCUCCACGCAGACCAGCUCUCCAGCCCCUGGAGUCCGGUGGUUUAUCAGACGACUCUGCCAGAAGCCCCAGUCAGCCCUCCGGCAGGAGUGAAGGUCACUCUGAUAGAAAAGGAAACGGCUCUGGUUUCUUGGAAACCUCCAGAGGACACCACCACAGCCAUCACUCGCUAUACCAUCCUUUACGCUUCCAGAAAGGCCUGGAUUGCGGGUGAAUGGGAAGUGCUACACAGGGAAGGAACGAUAACCAUGGCUUUGUUGGAGAACCUUCUCCCUGGAAACAUCUACCUCAUUAAGAUAUCCGCAACCAAUGAAGUAGGAGAAGGGCCCUUUUCGAGCACUCUGGAACUGGCCAUUCCUCCGAAGGAAACCGUAUACCUCAGCCAGGGACCUAAGUGGUCUGACUCUCACAGCAGUGGAGAUGCCAAAGCGGAUUCCGACGGCUUUUAUCACCUGGACCAAAAAUCAAUGACUGGAAUUAUUGUUGGAGUUUGCAUUGCCCUAGCUUGUAUCAUCAUUUGCAUCCUUAUCCUUGUUUAUAGAAGCAAAGCCAGAAAAUCAUCCGCUAUCAAGGCUGAGCAACAGGGAAACAUCCAGCUGGCACAUGUGACCAGACCACUGGUCAAUGGAAACCAUGUGCAGAAGAGUCAGGGGGCUCAGCAAGAGAAUGGAGAGAGCUUGAUGCCGAUGAUGGCUGGGAGUGACUUUUUGGAUACCAAGGGUGGAACUGACAUGAUCAUCAGGAGCUCUGCCCAAGUCGACGAAAAGCCCAAAAAGUGGUCAUUUUUUAGAUCUGUAAAGAAAUCGUCGAAGCCACCCAAAGAGAAGCAGUCACUGCGAAGAAACGGCCGGGACCUGAGCUCUUACCACCUGACGUCUGCUGUGCUGACCCGUGAGGAAUCCGAUUGCUCCAUGCUCGCCCCCCCCAUGUCCCUGCAGGCCGUGUUCAGCGCUGCGGGCGACACCGAGUGCUCCCACAACAGUGAAGGGAGCCAUGAAACCGCCGACUCGGGGAGAUACUCGCACGACUCCAGGGAGGAAAUGGAAUUGGCUCACCUCUCGUCUGUCACCUGUACCACACCCAACUUCGAGGGCCCUUUCCUGCCCACCGAGGUGGCUGGCACACCUGUGUCACCCGCCUCAGAGAAAGCCCAACUCCUGCUGAUUGUUUCACACACGACGACAACUACCUCAGACCUGCUGGCCUCACCAGUGCGUCCGAUGUCUUCUCUAAAAACUGCUGGUGGAAAUGACGACAACCAAUUUCUAAUAUAGGCGGCCCGACUGUAUUCCGCAGUAAUUUAUCUGUACAAUGGACAAUGUGCAGGGAACCAAAGAACACUCGGGAAAGCAAAUCUGGGUCUUUUUACACCUCCAGAUUCUUAACAUGCUUUUGUUUUUAUGAAUGUUACAUUUU